AUGUACAUUUGUGCCAGGUUUUCCACUGCGGUAGCUUGUUGGAUCACCGCAUCCACAUGGGCCACAACAGAGACAGGCAGUCCGCCGCUGUCUUUGGCUCCCGUAUCUAGAUCCUUUGGAUCCAAAAUUCCCUUGAUCUUCCGUCUGAUGGUAUCCAUUGCCACUUGUGGUUGCAAACCUUUCGAGUCAGCUUCCUCUACUGUUCUCGUUCUGCCGUAUAAUCUUCAUGGUCACCUCGCAGGUCUUUCUGAACGUUCCCUCGUAUCCCGUCACCCCCAUGGCCGCAGUCAUGUUCUGGGUCAAUCUGAACGGAACACGCUCUGGAACAGCAAGUUUCUUACCUUUGUCGAAGAGACAGUCAAAGUCAACAUGGAGAAUCUGUCCGGACAGCUCGCUCAACAUGAUGUUGUCUCCGUGACGAUCACCCAUUCCAACCAAAUACCCAACAAUCGACAUCACAGCACACGUUUUAGUGUAGUCGUUUCGGCACUGGUACCAAUUCACAGGGUUCGGGAACUGGUCCUGGAACCAAACUUGCAACACCGGCUGGUACAUCUUGGUGAGUUUCUGGAAGUUGUGGAUCUUUUCUGUCACAGAAAGCUCCUCGUUCAGCAGCUGCUUGAUCUUGCCAAAGUCCAUCACAAUUCCUUGCCGUUGCAGGUACGACAACAUGAUAUCUCUCAUAGUUUUCACGUUGUCCACCCACUCAAUCAGCCCCAUCGUCUCGUUCAGAGGAACAACGGCGUAGUUAUUGAUGGUCAGGUUCCGUUUGUCUGCUUCCGAAUCCAGCUUCAACAGUCUGUCCAUGACAGUGGUGAAUUCCAUCAACUUGGCGUCCUUUCUCAAGUCGUCAUGCGGCUUGCACAAGAUACUGUAUCGGCGACCGUCUGUGCCUGUGAUGUACAAUCUCCGCGGACGCUGCAUAGAAGACAGGAUACUGACCUUGGAAUCAAAGUUUCUGAACGAAAUAAACUUGUCAACUUGGUAGUUAUUGGACUUUCGCAGCGUAUUGUGGUUGACACCGGUAGCUAG
This is a messenger RNA of Ogataea philodendri, 1032 nucleotides long. RefSeq lists its product as uncharacterized. The transcript has 2 exons. The record is from RefSeq and is a predicted model, not a curated record. Bases 1 to 1032 code for a protein of 343 amino acids. Lineage: Eukaryota; Fungi; Ascomycota; Pichiomycetes; Pichiales; Pichiaceae.